This is a messenger RNA of Lolium rigidum, 1473 nucleotides long. RefSeq names its product polyubiquitin-like. Gene Ontology annotation, molecular function: protein tag activity; ubiquitin protein ligase binding. The transcript is spliced from 2 exons. Gene Ontology annotation, biological process: modification-dependent protein catabolic process; protein ubiquitination. NCBI's taxonomy places the organism in Eukaryota, Viridiplantae, Streptophyta, Magnoliopsida, Poales, Poaceae. Gene Ontology annotation, cellular component: cytoplasm; nucleus. The record is from RefSeq and is a predicted model, not a curated record. Bases 77 to 1132 code for a protein of 351 amino acids.
ACUGUGGAAGAGAGAGGGCGGUGAAGUGGGGAUAGCAGAGGAGACGGCGCAACGAAUCCGGCGCCGGAGCCUAGAGAUGAAGCGGCGGGCCACCAUGGACUCCAACCAGGAUCAGCCGGCGUCGAGCUACAAGAUCUAUGUGAAGAUGCUGAAGACAGUUGCUCUCGAUGUGAACUGCACUGAUACGGUUGAUCAGAUCAAGUCUAAGUUCAGUGCCAUGGAGGGGAUUGACAAAAGUGCCCAAGAGCUAUUCUUUGCUGGGAUUCACUUGAAGAAUGCUGACAAGCUUGCUGAUUACAAUAUAACUACAAACUCUUCUGUUGACCUUCAUGUAACUGAUGGGAUGCAAAUAUCUGUCAAGAUUCCCUUGGUUGGAAAGACCAUCAAGCUCAAUGUCAAGAAAUCUAACAGGGUAGCUGAUCUCAAGGCGGAGAUCGAACAGAAUGAGGGAAUUCUUAGGGACAACCAAAUCCUGAUGUACGCAGGUCGGCAGCUUGAGGACAAUCAGACAUUAAGUCAGUGCGACUUGAGGAAUGACCAGCCACUUCAUGUUUUGGUUAGCCCCACUGACAAGCUGCGUGUUUUUGUCAAUGUUAGAGGUGAAAGAGCUGUAAGUCUUGACGUCAAGUCCUGGUACACUGUUGCUGACAUCAAGUUGAUGGUUGAGACAAAGGAGGGUUUACCUGCAUGCACACACAUACUCACGCGAACUCAAUCUGGUUUUGAUGUGGUACUUGCUGACAGCCAGACUCUCCAGGAUCAGAGUGUCAAAAACAAUGACAUCCUCAUGUUGAAGCAGAAUGACAGGGUUGUGUUGCAGCAGAAUGACAGUGUCCAGGUCUUCUUCAGGACUUGGGAAGGGAAGACCUUAACAAUGUCUCUGAAAAUGUCCAACACGACAGAGGAAGUCAUGGAGAAAAUUGGGGAGAGGCUGCCGGUAAGGGAAGAUAUGUACUAUCUCUGCUACAAGGGUCAUGUUCUGUCAUCUGGGGAUACUCUUGAGAAGCAUCAAGUCGAGAGCAACUCCACGAUUAAUAUCCGCCUUCGGACCUCAGCACCUAUGGCACCGAAGCCAAAGCAGGGCAAGGGUGCUUCUGCUCGCACCUUCCUUUCUGUCAAUAGGCAGAAGUAGGUUGUGUUGUCUGCCAAGGCAAUAUUAUACCAGUAUUAUGAUACUAUUACUUAUCUAGCAGUAAACUAGAGGUUUCUGAAUAUCCAGUGACUUGUGCUACCGACCUACCGUAAUGCUUUUGUAGCCGAGCGGCAUGUUUAGCAGCGAUGUUUAGAUCCCACAGGAGUAGAAGAGGCAAGACUAUGCUGCUUGGUUUCCUGUAGAAACCGCAGCUUUCAUGCUGUGCUCCUCUCUUCGCCGCAAUUUGUCUGCUUUAGUAAUGGUUAGUGGAGUAGAAGGUUCUGAACUUCUGAACUGAUUUAUUGGGAAUGUAUAUAGUAGUGAACUACUAGCAGUUAAAU